UAUCCAAUCACCAAUCUUUCUUUCCACGCAAGACAACAUUUCUACCACGUCUCCUCAGAACAUGUAUAUCGACUGCGAUACUUAAGACCACAUAUCCGCUGCCGACAUUCUCGGAUCUACAUAUAAGCAAUAUGAAAAUUCAAACUCCCAUACUCGUAGUUGCGGCGGGUAUCGUAGCGCUUUGCCACAGUUUUGUUCUUCCACCUCCAACGGGCUUGUUCAGCGUCGGCUCAAAAUCAUUCGUGUUUCCCAAGCUCACCCUGAAUGAUCCAGUAGCACCCAAUGGUACCGGAACCUUCAUCCUACUCAACGUAUACUACCCGACUGAACAAAAGGCCGUGCCCUCAAAGUAUGUCUGGGACAACUUGUCCAAUCUUUACGAUAACUUCUACGGACUUCCAAAUGGCACCUUCGGCAACAUUACUGCACCCGUAGCUUACGAGGCGAAGCCCCUCCCUCUAAGAAGAUGGAGCAAAUUGCAACUGCCGACACUCAUCUUCAAUCCAGGUUUUGCGGGACCACCUUCUCGGUUAUUCCACGCUCUCCUCUCUGAGAUGGCAUCUCAAGGCUACUCAGUUGUGGCAUUGGAUCAUCCACAUGAGGCACCGUACAUCCAGCUACCUAAUGGUACUGGUGUGAGUGGCUUGCCAUUCAACUACCAGACGGAUACGCAGGAGAAGUUAAAAUUUGUGCAGCGUGUACACGACUACCGUCUGGCGGACGCAUCAGCAGUCCUCGAUGCCAUACCUACGAUAUCAAAGAACCUAUCCAUCCCCCUCAACUCCACACAUUUUUCAUUCUUCGGCCACUCGCUCGGCGGCUCUGCAGCACUCAGCCAGAUUCUGUACGAACGCAAUCGUACAAACGAACAGAAGCAUAGGAUCCUCGGCGCUCUAAACACAGAUGGAAGCCUCUGGGUCCCGGUUUCUGGCAACAGUCCGUCGGUAGACCUACGGAUACCCAACUUAUUGUUGAGCUCUGGACAACACAAGGGCGACCCCCUGUUUGCAAACUUCGAUGCUCGACAGUCGGCCUGGGCUAAAGAAAUCAAUAUUGGAGGUCGAUCAAACCACUCCGAUUUCUCCGAUCUGAUUAUCAUGAAGCAGGGGCUUAGGAUAACGGGUGGUCAGGGUGCUAUGACUGCUGAACGGAUGAUCAACAUCACGCGAACACUUGUGGGGAGUUUCCAAGGCCUCCUUGUAGGAAAAGGCGAGGGAGUAUUGAGUGGCACAGAUGAGAUAAGGGCACUUUGGCCCGAGUUGCAGUGGUCGUAUAAUGGAACAAAGACGGCCUAGUCUCAACGAUAGACAUUCGUUCUUCUGAAUCAUCUUAGUGUCCAGAUGGCGCCUCUCUAGACCCCUUUCUUCAUGACCUUGUGGUGCUCGCUCUUCCAGGAGAAUGACGGGCCAGUCCAACCGGUCAAUGAUGUGUGUUUGUGGUGGGAUGAAUUGAUGGAGAACAACGAAAGAGUUACUGAAACCUUCGAUCAUCACGUAUGGUCAACCAACCACUUGAGAAAAUACAGAUUAGACAGAAAGGGUCAAUGAUCGCGUUAGGUCUUCUUGUCAGAGUCUGUAUGCUUGUGAUAGCAUAUCUAGUCCCAGUUCUGUACCUUAUCGACUGCAAUAAAAUAGUGUAGAUACUACGAAGUUGUGAAGUGGCUGCAACAAAGGCCGCUAGAAAGCGGCCAUGCGUAUCGGAUUUCUUUCGCCACUCCUGUCAACAGCCCGCUGUUCAAUGCGGCAGACGAGGUUGUAUCGCGAAUACUUGGGUAGUAUUAGUCUAAUGCUGGAG
Messenger RNA from Boeremia exigua, 1794 nucleotides. RefSeq lists its product as uncharacterized. Gene Ontology annotation, molecular function: 1-alkyl-2-acetylglycerophosphocholine esterase activity. The transcript has a single exon. The record is from RefSeq and is a predicted model, not a curated record. NCBI's taxonomy places the organism in Eukaryota, Fungi, Ascomycota, Dothideomycetes, Pleosporales, Didymellaceae. The coding region runs from base 132 to 1295 and encodes 387 amino acids.